Messenger RNA from Oryza sativa Japonica Group (Japanese rice), 1785 nucleotides. RefSeq names its product extensin. Lineage: Eukaryota; Viridiplantae; Streptophyta; Magnoliopsida; Poales; Poaceae. The record is from RefSeq and is a predicted model, not a curated record.
CCUUCCUUCGCUUCCUCCUCUUCUCUCCUCUUCCCGCUCCGCUUCCAUUCCACGCCCAGCCGCACGCACGCUUCUCGAACCUUCUGGAAUUUUCGCCGGCUGGAGUACUGGAGCGAUGGAUCCCCGCCACAGCAGCGUCACCCCCGGCAACGACAGCGGCAGCGGCAGGCGCGGCAGAGGGAGCGGGAGCGGCAGCGGCAGCGGAAGACGGAGCAGAGGCAGCGAUAGAAGUGGAGAUGGGUCGGAGGACUCCUCCAGCAGGACGCGGCGGAGCCGCUUGUCGGCUCAGUCGACGGGCACCCGCCUCAUGCCGGCGUUCGAUGAUGCUGCAGGGGACGGCGACGGGAGGAUCCUCGGGUCGUCGUCGUCGUCGCCGUCAGGAGGGUUGGACCUCGGUCUCGAGGAAUUCCGCCGCGUCCAACACGAGGCCUCUCGGAAUCCGAAUCUGCAGCGCCUCCUCUUCCACAGCUCCCCCGUGAGGCAGCCCACGCAGGACGACGAGGUGAUCGUCAUGGACGGCGUGCUCGUCGAUACCACCUCUGGUUCUGGUGCCAGCGGCCGCUACGGCCUCAAUCGCCAGUUUUUCGAUGGGAAGGGCGACCCUCGUGUGGUGCGACCCAUCAAACGAACAUCUUAUGAGAUGGAGCCGCAGAUCAGACGACCAGCGCAGGGCCCCGGAUUCUACAUGCAGCGGCCCCCGACGCCGCCGCCGACACCGAGAGGAUUUCCGCCACCACUGCCAUCCCCAGGAGCCGGUGCACCGCGAGGCGGCAGCGCCACCCCCGCCAUGAUCCCAGGUCAUCCGGGAGCCUUUUAUCCCUUCCCGCCGCCGUCACUUCCAGGAGUCGGUCCACCUCGAGGCGGCGGCGCGAUCCCAGGUCUUCCGGCAGGCUUUCCUUUCCUCCUCCGGCCGCCGCCGCCACUUCCAGUUCCAGGAGUCAUUUGUCGACCUCCUCCAAGCCCUCCUUACUUCGCGCCGCCGCCGAGAGCCACCCCGACCGUCUCCUUAGCCGGACCGCCGCCCGGUUUCAACCCGAAGAGGGGACUCAUCGGGAGAGGCGAAGCCAUCACCCUCCCAGAGUCAGAGCGACCAACGCCACCGCCGCCGCCGCCGCCGCUGCCACCAACACCAGUGGCACAGCACAAGCGGACGGAGUUCUCGUGGCCGCCGAAGACCACCGCCCCCGCCGUCACCCUCCUGACGAGAGCGCCGCCUCUGUCCUCUGCACCGAAGCAGCAUCCCGAAUCAGAGGCACCGCCGCUGGCGCCGUCGUCUGCUCCGAGCCCCCGGGAGGAGUUCGCGUGGCCGCUGACCGACGAGGAGGACGAGUUGAUCAUCAACGUGCUCUACGGUCCGACCAACCGCCGGAGGCUGCCCGUGUUCAGGAGAAUCUGCCCCGACUGAACAAGACCAAACCCCCCCGUGGACUACUCUGCUCUGUAUAUACAGAGACUCGGCUGGUCAGAGAUACAGAGACUCGGCUGGUUAAAAGUAAGCACACCUGCAUUGGUUCAUUUGGCUGUCAUUUGGUUAAAAGUAGGUCAGUAGCAGCAACAGUUUUGAUCCAGAACACAGGCCUGACGGCGGCAACUGCAACUCUGCCUGAACAUUUUUUAUUUCCGUCGAUUCUAACAGGACGGAUCACACUACUGUAUAUAGUACAGUGGAAAUAUGUACAUCAGAUUCACAGGAUACAAAUAUUCAGUUCAAUCCAUACAUCAUAGAACAGAGGCUAGUUAAUUAACACUGGCAGAAUUUCUUCGAGGAAAAAAAAACAGUGGGCG